CCUAACUGAAAUAGUGCAUUUUAUACAGGUGUUCAAUAUUGUUUGAAGUUAAAAGAAAUGACCUAAAUAAAGUCAGACAUAAUACCAAAGUAUUGGAGGGUGAUUACUACACUAAUUUCCCUAUUUGAACAAAAAUAGGUCACUCUGCAAAGUAUGGGAGUUACACAAUGAUGGAUCUCCAUACUAACACCAUUGUGGACAUUCAGUUGGUCCAGAGCAACGAAGUUGGUGGUAGCACCCAUAUGGAGAAGGAGGGACUGAAGAGGAGUCUAGCCUUACUGGAGUCGCGUGGCGUCCACCUUGACUGCAUUGUCACUGAUCGUCAUCCUCAAGUACAGAAGUUCCUCAGGGAGAGAAACAUAACCCAUUACUACGAUGUCUGGCACUUUGCAAAAGGUAUUUCAAAUAAGCUGUUGGCAAUCAGUAUGCAGAAAGACGGUGAGAAACUCAAGAAGUGGAUGAAGAGCAUCAACAACCACAUAUACUGGACUGCAGCAGGCUCAACCUCCGGGCCAGAGAGAAUCGCAAAGUGGACCUCGAUCCUGAACCACGUUCGAGAUGUCAAUGUACAUGAAGAUCCUCUUUACCCCAAGUGCGAGCAUGCGAUCCGCCAGACGAGUGACCGGAGUAAAUGGCUUCAAGCAGGUUACGUUGAUGACAUCAUGGAUGUCAUUUUUGAGGAAGUCUUUCCCAACCCUACGCCAUACAGAGAGGCCCUGUUGGAGAUCCCUGUUCCAGAGCCCCUAACGGCACAGUAUGAGAAGCCUGACAAGGUAGUGGUCAUCAGCAGCCUCGUAUCAAGGUUCAAACGGGGGGACGUUUAA
Messenger RNA from Gadus chalcogrammus (walleye pollock), 824 nucleotides. RefSeq lists its product as uncharacterized. The record is from RefSeq and is a predicted model, not a curated record. The transcript has 4 exons. The coding region runs from base 168 to 824 and encodes 218 amino acids. Lineage: Eukaryota; Metazoa; Chordata; Actinopteri; Gadiformes; Gadidae.